GAGGUUGUGUCAAGACCAGAAUCCAAGACCUGGGGGUUGUUGACCUUGGUUAUUUGUUUUUUAGGGGCCGGGAAUGGGGGGGGGGUUUUCUUUCCUUGUUUUGGGUUUGACAUGAAGGGGGAGGGGGUCCGGCAGCCGGGGGAGGGUGAGGGGGGGGGGAAGUCGAUUUGGGAGAGGUUGGAGGCGAAGAAACCGCUUUUUCGGGAUGUGUCGUCGUCGACGGGUGGGGGUGCUUCUUCGACGGAUGAUAUUUUGGGUCGGUAUUCUACCGCUAUCGAUGCCCCGGAUAGACCGCACAGAGGGGCGGUGCUGUUUUCCGUUAUUGGUGGGAGGUUAUCAGAGGGGAUCAAUUUCUCUGAUGCGCUGUGUCGGUUGGUGUUGAUUGUUGGGUUGCCGUAUCCGAAUUUACACUCGCCCGAGUGGAAGGCUAGGAUUGAGUAUUUGGAGAGCGCGUGUGUUGCUAGAGGAGGAAGUAAGGAAGAGGCAAAGGUGGAAGCCAGGGGAUUUUACGAAAAUGCGGCCAUGAGGGCGGUGAAUCAGAGUAUUGGACGAGCUGUGAGGCAUAGGGGGGAUUGGAGCGGGAUUGUGCUUGUUGAUCGGAGAUAUGGGAUGGAAAGGGUGAGGGGCAAGUUACCGGGGUGGAUUAGGAAUGGGAUGAAAGGGGAGGGGAUGGAUAACAGAGGGGUGGCGGGGUUGAUGGGAGGGUUGGGGGCUUUUUUCAGGGGAAAGGCUUGA
Messenger RNA from Podospora anserina S mat+, 735 nucleotides. RefSeq lists its product as uncharacterized. The transcript has a single exon. Gene Ontology annotation, biological process: establishment of sister chromatid cohesion; nucleobase-containing compound metabolic process. NCBI's taxonomy places the organism in Eukaryota, Fungi, Ascomycota, Sordariomycetes, Sordariales, Podosporaceae. Gene Ontology annotation, molecular function: hydrolase activity, acting on acid anhydrides, in phosphorus-containing anhydrides; nucleic acid binding; DNA helicase activity. The annotation marks the transcript as partial. The record is from RefSeq and is a predicted model, not a curated record. Gene Ontology annotation, cellular component: nucleus.